CACCAUUCAUAUGGGAAGAGAGAUCUUACAGUUUGAGAGAGAGAGCUCCUCAGACUCGGGCUCAGGCUCAGGUUCAGGCUCACCUCCACCAACCAACACCAAUGGGAAUGGUUGCACCAUUCCCAUGGCGAUGGCACUUCAACUACGCCACCACCACCACUACUUCUCUCCGCUCCUCCAUUUUCCCAUCACUCUCUUACCGGAAACCCCCUCCUGUUAUCCCCUCUUCUAAUUUCCACUCUUCUUCUUCUUCUUCUUCUUCUUUUUUGUGUGGUUGUGCUGUUAAUAAUGGCAGAAACAGAUUGGGAAAAGAAUCACUCCAAAUAAUUAAGGUCCACACUGAUUCUGAAAAUAAUGAAACGACUAAUUCUUCAACAGUCGGCGGUGCAUUAAAUGGUAAAGUAUUGAGUUUCAAGUCGUUGUUUGGAAAGCGGGCAUCUUGGCGAAGAAUACUACUUGCGUCGCGGAAAGUAAGGAGCCUCCUUUUGCUAAAUGUCAUCACGAUUAUUUAUGCCAGUAACAUUCCAGUUGUCAAGGAAGUUGAAGCUAUUAUUGAUCCUGAGGCCUUCACUGUUGUGCGAUUUGCUGUGGCUGCCAUUCCAUUUAUCCCCUUUAUUAUCCAGGCUAGAGAUGAUGUUCAUACUCGUAAUGCAGGGGUAGAGUUGGGAUUUUGGGUCAGCUUAGGAUACAUCCUGCAAGCCCUUGGGCUUCUCACAUCUGAUGCUGGACGGGCAUCAUUUAUUACCAUGUUUACUGUAAUUGUUGUCCCCUUGAUUGAUGGCAUGCUAGGAUCUGCUAUACCUGCUCGUACCUGGUUUGGCGCUCUCAUGUCUAUAGUAGGAGUUGCGAUGCUGGAGUCCAGCGGAUCGCCUCCAUCUAUUGGAGACUUGCUAAACUUUUUAAGUGCAGUUUCUUUUGGGAUCCAUAUGCUUAGAACUGAACAUAUUUCAAGAAGUACAAAAAGAGAAAAUUUCUUACCACUCCUUGGAUAUGAGGUAUGUGUUGUUGCCCUUCUAUCAGCUGUUUGGUACUCUGUUGAAGGCUUGUUUAGUGGUGGUAUCCAAGAAUCAAACCCAUUUUCUUGGACGUGGCCAACAGUUCUGGAUUGCAUUUCAACAUUUCCUUGGAUACCAGCACUUUAUACUGGGAUUUUCUCAACUAGCCUUUGCUUAUCUGUAGAGAUGGCUGCAAUGCGUGAUGUUUCGGCCACAGAAACUGCAAUAAUCUACGGGUUAGAACCAGUAUGGGGUGCUGGAUUCGCUUGGUUUUUACUUGGUGAGAGAUGGGGUGUCAGAGGAUGGAUUGGAGCUGCUCUUGUGCUUGGUGGAAGUUUAACAGUGCAGAUAAUGGGAGCAAGAUCAGAGUCUUCAUCAAGAGAAUGCAAUCCUGAAAGCAACAAGUUUGUUAUUUCAGAUAACCGGAAUGGUUUCUCCACGUCUCCAGUUGUUGUUAACAAUAGAAAAGAAUCAUCUGACUUGAUAAAGAAGUGAAUGUUAUCGGUCUGAGUCUAACCAUAUAUAGAGCCAUCAGAAUCCUCUGACCUUUCUUUCUUUACAUCAACUGAUGUAUAUUUUGAAGAAAUAUUGGAGUAUCUUGUGUGCAGGAAAGGAACAGCACUCUUCUUAUAAUCACAAGUGAACAAAUUUAUUCUUAACUCAA
This is a messenger RNA of Sesamum indicum (sesame), 1659 nucleotides long. RefSeq lists its product as uncharacterized. The record is from RefSeq and is a predicted model, not a curated record. Gene Ontology annotation, cellular component: membrane. Lineage: Eukaryota; Viridiplantae; Streptophyta; Magnoliopsida; Lamiales; Pedaliaceae.